CCUGCGCAGGACGGCGCGUUGGGUUAGCCCAGAGUGUGUGUGCUGUACCUGCGGUCGCCUUCGUUCCCCAGUGGCCGGCGGAAGCCCGGACGCUGGGAGUCGAGGUUCUCCGCAGGUUGCACACCAGGCCAGCGGCUGAUCCUGAGCCUCCAUGUACCACAGGGGCCCCCCGGGAAGAAUGGCCACCAUGGGCAGUCUGCUUGGCCUACUGCGGCAGCACAUGCUGAUGGGGGCUGCCCCUGCGUGUCGCCACCUGCACCUGUCCUCCCAGAUCGCUGACAGCAACAGGGCCUCACUCACGCGCGUGCGCCGGCAAGCCUAUGCGCGCCUCUACCCCGUGCUCCUGGUCAAGCAGGAUGGCUCCACCAUCCACAUCCGCUAUCGGGAGCCACGGCGAAUGCUUGAGAUGCCCGUGGAUCUGGACGCCCUGUCCCCAGAGGAGAGGAGGGCCCGGUUCCGGAAACGCAUGGCCCAGCUCACAGAGCAAAAGCAGCAGGAGCCAGAGCUGGGCGACGACUUUGAUGUGGAGCGGUACAAGCAGUUUUGGACCAAAAAGUGACUGUGCCUGGAAGCUGGCUGGGUUGGGGACACUGUGGGCGGGGAGGGUGAGCCUUUAAACAUGGUGUGUUCACAAA
This is a messenger RNA of Panthera uncia (snow leopard), 635 nucleotides long. It is a transcript of the gene MRPL55, whose product is annotated as mitochondrial ribosomal protein L55. Gene Ontology annotation, cellular component: mitochondrial large ribosomal subunit. The coding region runs from base 152 to 559 and encodes 135 amino acids. The record is from RefSeq and is a predicted model, not a curated record. Gene Ontology annotation, molecular function: structural constituent of ribosome. NCBI's taxonomy places the organism in Eukaryota, Metazoa, Chordata, Mammalia, Carnivora, Felidae. Gene Ontology annotation, biological process: translation. The transcript has 4 exons.